Messenger RNA from Dimorphilus gyrociliatus, 961 nucleotides. The record is from the annotation of a GenBank genome assembly. Lineage: Eukaryota; Metazoa; Annelida; Polychaeta; Dinophilidae.
UAUGGGCAUGGCUCGAGAAAUUAAUAAUAUAAAUUAUUUUGAUUGGAUACCAGAACCAAAAGGUUCUGAAAAUCCUUUGAUAAACACAGAACUCGAUAUAAAUAUGUCAAUUGUUGAACAAAUGAAAUUGAAAAAGAAUAAGGCUACUUUUAUUUCUAUUCCUUUUAAAGAACCAUUGGAUUACCAGACUGAGAAGAAUAGCUGUUUACUGAAGAUUAAUUUGCCUACAGGCAUGGCGAAAUUUAAUCAAACGUAUUGUUGUAAAACUUGCAAACUACUAUUUACAUCGUUAUUUUCUUGUCAAUGUCACCUCGUUUUGGAACAUAACGAUAAAGCUAUAAAACAGAAAAUCUUUAAAGAUUUAAGAAAAAUGAAGAAGGAAUGUUUUAAAGAUAAAAAAUAUAGUAUUCUGAAAGUUGGACUAGGUCAACUAGUACAAUGUUCUUUGUGUGAGAGACAAACUUUAUUAGAAAAAAAUUCUCCAAUGCAAAGAAGUCAUGACAAAUUUUAUCAUUCAGUUACGGCAAAAUUAGUUGCGUUCAAUUGUAAAAAGUGCAAGAGAAAAUUCCGAUCAAGUACUUUAGUUAAGAAUCAUACAUGCUCAGUGAUCAAGUUAAGAAGGCACAAAAACGAACGAAAUUUUUGCGCAAGCUGCGAUUUGUCAUUUCCUGAUGCUCGAAGUCUUAGAGUACAUACUAGAAACGUUCACGUAAAAAAGUUAACAGAACAAGCGGAACCUAAACAACCAUUAACGAUGUUUGUCGAUAACAAUAAAGAUUUCAAAGAUCACAAAAGUACUCCUUCAAAGGAUAUGAUAGAAAAUAAAAGGAGACUUUCAAAUUUGGAGAAUGAUUGUCUCAACGAAAUAUUCAACGAUGAAAAUACUCAUCUUCCAAUGCCAAUUAAAAAGCAGAAGAAAUUCCAAACCAAUUCAGGAGUUAUAGAAACCAUUAUCUCAUAA